Molecule: messenger RNA, 4279 nt
Organism: Polistes dominula (European paper wasp)
Lineage: Eukaryota; Metazoa; Arthropoda; Insecta; Hymenoptera; Vespidae
Product: metabotropic glycine receptor
Biological process (GO): G protein-coupled receptor signaling pathway
Cellular component (GO): membrane
Molecular function (GO): G protein-coupled receptor activity
Source: RefSeq, a predicted model, not a curated record
CUCUCUCUCUUCAUUUUAUUAAUAAAUGAACUUUAAAGCAACGAAGAUCAUAAAAAAUCAAUGAACUAUGCGAUUGGUAGAUCAAACAUCACUACUACAACUAUCAAAAACAACAGUUUACAACACAACUACUAAACAAAUUUGAUUUUCCUGAAAAAAAGGUGAUACGAAAAAGGAAAUCAGUCAUGUUAUCAUCGACGUUGUUGUCGUUGACGAGAUUGAGAAAGACAGGUACGUUUUUGCGAUCAUCCAAGUGGAAGGUGCAGUGCCUCGUGACCUUGGAAUUUCGUUCCACGAAGGAUAAGAAAUAAAAAACAACAAAAAAAAGUAUAGGAAAAUCGUAAUAUACGAUUUACUUUUAUAUAAGUUUGAACUUCGAUUUACUUUCGUAAUUUGACAUUUCAAAGUUGAUCUAUGAUAAAAACAAAUAUAAUUUGUUGUUUGAAAAAUGAAUGGUGUGCCAAUCGAGAGGUGAUGUAACAGUGAUGACGUGAUUUGUCUUCAGAAAAGAAAAAAAAAGGAUUUUAGAAAGAAAGAAAGAAAGUUCCUGAUGACAGAAAGGAAGAAAAUUUAACGAUGAGUGUCAGUAAAUUUCGUUACGCUUUAGUAUUGUUAGCGUUUACGCGCGAAUUUUUGUUAAUCGAUUGUAAAUUGGAUACAACUACAACUACCACUACAACAACUGAACAAUUGGAAAUGUCGAAAAAAGAUUAUCAACUUCUACUCAACGAACAAAUCGAUAAAAGUUCUGAUGAAAAGAAAGAAAGUGUUGUUUUGUUCGUAACGAAAACAACCGAUCGUAAUAAACGUGAUGUUACGACGAAAGAAUUUUUAUCUAACAAAGAUGAAACUGAAAAAGAAAUUGAAACGAGUAUAGAAAAACCACAAACAACGCAGAUAAGACACGGAAGAUCGCGUAGUCAUUUCGUUCGACAAAUCAAAUUGGAAGAUUUGGAAUCUUCAUUGAGGAUAAGGACCAAAAGGAUACAACACCUUUCAUCGAAUUACAGUGAUACGGAAAUUGACAAGAAUGAAGAUUCCAAUUACUCGAGAAGAUACGAGUCACGUGAUGCUAAAGAAAAUAUUCUUCAGGAAACAACUAAAAAGGAUCGAUUGUCUUACGUUGAUGAUACACCUGAAACAUUGACAGAAUCAACUGUACAUUUGAACGAUCUUAUUCGUAAAGUAUUUCGUCAGCACGCAAACGUACCUGCUCAUGUAAAGGAAGAAGAAGAAGAAGAAGCUGGGGGAGGAUUACUGUUGAAUAAAUUUCGGAAAAAAAAUAAAAAUAAAAUGAACGAUCCUUACGAUUCUACCGAGAACACGAUCAUAGCUUAUGGUCGUGUUUUGCAUACCUCGGUGAAUAACGAAGAAUCUUUGAAAGUGAAUACCAAUGAAAAUCAAUUCAAAGCAUCCGUGUCAUUCGAAGAAGAAUUUGACAACACUUUGAGUGAUCGUAGAAUAGUUGGGAAUAGUAGUUCGAUGAACAAAGACAAUGAUUAUGAUGAUAACGAAAGUUUUACUACAGACUUUAUUGAAACGGAUGAUAAUGAUGAAGAUGAUGACAAUGAAGGUGAAGAUGUUCUUCCAACGAAACGAUAUCCAGAGAAGGAAUCCGUCCAGGUAGACAUUGUAACGAGAUUUCUUCGUAUUAUCGAAAAUCAACACUUGUUAGGUGAAAAUUGUACAGCAGGUACCGAUUUAAAUCUCGGUGAAGGUGUUGUUGAUCGUUACGCUCAAGAAAGAUUUCGAUUGGAAGCAAAUUUGGCUGUCAAUCGUGCCAACAUGUUAACCAGAUUAUGGAAAUAUGCACCUGAUGUUAUGUUAUCCUCAGAAUAUCUUCUUCACGCUAGCGUAUUAUCCAUGGUUGAAUUUGACGAAGAUAUAUUUGCAGCUGGUAAUUGUUACGACAAACUGCAAUACAAAGAUCAUUGGCUUUAUUGUCCAUUUGCUCAUCGAUUACCAGAUCAGGAAGGGGUUUUAGUUAAGGACUUGGCAAUCGAGUAUAAAUACUUGAGCAACAGUAGCGAGUGGUUUUACAUUGCUAGGAAGAAUGCUGAGAGGGUUAUCGCAAGUAACAACACAUUUAGUCGAGGUUUGCAUACUUACGUAUACAACGAAAGUACUCAUACAGAACGAGAGGAGGACGAAAUACUAACUGUAAAGUAUGAGGAUGGCAGAUGGUCAAAACCUUACUACGAUUGUGGUGGUGGUAACAUCUGGAUGUUGACAUACACCGUACCUUUUUUUGGAUACGUUAACGACACAUACUUCUUUAAAGGUACUAGUGGCAUUGAUAUCGAUUUGCGAAGAGUUGACAUAGAUCAAUGCCCAUUACCACCAGAAUCUAAUCAACUCAACAUAUUCGCUGCCAGUGACAAAUGUAAAAAGCGUACCACCAAGUGCGUCGCAAUUCCUGGAUUGGGAUUUCGUCGUGGAAGUUAUCGAUGUGUAUGCAAACGUGGAUUUUAUUACCCUGACACGAAGUCAACCAAACGUUAUUACAAUGGAACGGUGAUCGAGGAAGAGUAUGAAAAAUUGAUGAUGGGCGAGGAAAGUCAAUACGCUGUAGAAGAUUCCUUCGAGUGUCUACCUUGCGCUGAGGGUUGCGAAUCAUGCGUCGAUGGUUCGGCAUGUGUCGUGUCCUUGAAUUGGCUUAUGAGAACUGCUAUACUUAUAUUGGAAUGUUGCGUCAUCGCUUGUUUACCUGCCGUUGCUCUAUUUACUUGGAAAUACGGAAACGUUAAGAUAGUCAGAGCUGCCAGCCCGGUUUUGCUACGCGUUAUAGUGUUGGGUGCAUUCUUCAUAUAUUGCACGACGAUAGUAAUGUAUCCUCAACCAAAUGUUAUUACUUGCACCGUUCGCGUUUGGUUAAGAGAAAUUGGAUUUUCUUUGACGUACGGUGCUUUAAUGUUGAAAACUUGGCGGAUAUCGGUGAUAUUUCGUGUAAAAUCGGCAAAGGCAGUCAAAAUAACGGAUGCAAGUUUACUCAAACGUCUUGGUAUCAUAGUAAUGAUAUUCAGUGUAUUUUUAAGUAUUCGUACGUUGGUAGCACCACCGGUUGUCAUAGUUGCACGUACAGCGGAUGAUUUGAAAGCUUACCUUUGUCGAACGGAUUGGUGGGAUCACAGUUUUACAACGCUUGAAGUGAUGUUCCUAAUUUGGGGUAUCAGAUUAUGCAUCGUCGUUAGAAAAACCCCGUCCGAAUUUAACGAGAGUCGAUUCAUAUCGAUGGCCAUUUACAACGAAUUUUUGCUAUCGGUCUUCCUCAAUGUUUCGAUGUUGUUUCUCCAAUCACCGGCCAAUCCGGAUUUAUUGUAUAUCAUAUUUUUCUGUCACACCCAACUAACCGUCACGCUAUUGUUGUGUCUCAUAUUUGGCAGCAAGGCUUAUGUGGUAUUUCGUGGUUAUGGCAAAGAGGAUUCAGCUGGUAAACUUACCGGUCCGGCUACCAAAUUUAUAAGCAAAAGUAGCCGACCACAAGGUACAAGUAAUCAGACAAAUUCAAUAUCACUACAGCAAGGUAAUUUCACUGAGGAGAGCGACGGUUCUACGGAAGAAUUUUAUCGUCUUAUAGCACAAUUGGAUGUUUUAAAGGAGAAGAACGUGUUAUUGGGUAACCAUUACCUAGUAAAUAAAAUUGUAGCUAUGCAAGAAGCAGCAAAUCGUAAUGAAGCUCAAGUAUCGACAAUUCAAACAAUUUCUACAAGCAUUAGAUUGAACGAUCUUAACGGUUCGCGUACUUUCGUGGAAAGCGAAGCCGGCGGUGUAUCUUGUGAAAAGGAACACAAACGUGAAGGUAUGGAACAACAUGAGAAAAAGUGUCAAGCGUGUAUCGAGAAAAAUGGUUUACGAAGUAAGGAUCAACAUCGUAAUAGUUAUCCUAGCAGUAGCAGUAGUACGAGUAUACGAAAAGGUGAACAUUCGGAUUUGAGAGAAACCGAUAAAGAAGUUCACAUUAGCAGCAACGAUGGUAAAAACGAUGUAGGAGUUUCUACGUCCUCGAAACUAAUCGUCACCAGCGAGGAUAUAGCCACGGAAACGAACCCCGAGCCGAACGGAAAAGAACAUGAUGCAAAAGAUAAGUUCAAGAGCAAAUCCGGUCACGCCAGGACCCAUGCCAUUGUAAUCAACCUCGAUGAUAAGAGCAGAUUCUCAGAAGAGGUCACCGUCUAAAGGUCCAUCGAGAUAACCUUCGGACCCUUCCCUUUUUAACUUUACUUUAUUUUAUUUAUUUUCCUUCACGACGAAUUAAAUAAUAUAAUACGAAUUUUUUUUA